Messenger RNA from Tarenaya hassleriana, 2988 nucleotides. RefSeq names its product probable E3 ubiquitin-protein ligase RHG1A. The record is from RefSeq and is a predicted model, not a curated record. Gene Ontology annotation, molecular function: ubiquitin protein ligase activity. NCBI's taxonomy places the organism in Eukaryota, Viridiplantae, Streptophyta, Magnoliopsida, Brassicales, Cleomaceae. The transcript is spliced from 6 exons. The coding region runs from base 554 to 2629 and encodes 691 amino acids.
UUUCAUUGUUACCUUGUUGGGUGUUUCUCUGACGAAACUUUACCUCCAAGUUGUUGCUUUCUUUCGCUUUGCCUUGCCUUGCUGUUUUGCUUUGUUGCUGUUUUGCGUUGAGAUACUUGGCUUUGUGUUCGGUGUUUUGUCACAAUGGAUGGGUUGUCUUGAUGUUGCGGUUCUUGUUUGGCCUGAGUUAGAGACUGACAUUUUGAUCUCUGCUCUUCUUUUUCUGAUGCCAUUGUGAUCAUAAUCGGUCAAAUUGUCUCCAAGAUACUCAAUUGUAUUUGUUGCAACGGUAAGAUUGUUGUUUGGCUUGAGUUGUUCUAAUGUCUUAGCUCGUCUGAUCGAAAGCUAGUGCCUUGAGGGGUUUCCCUUCAUCGGCGGAUGAAUAUCAAGUCGUUAUUCAUGCGUCUAAUCGAUUGAUACCACCACUUAUGCAUCUUUACAGAAAGAUUCAUGGGUCGGAUUUUGUUUUUGGGUGGCCGGUUUCACCAUUUUCACUAUCCAGUUCAUUGCCAUUGGUGUUGAUUCUUAGCCGGGGUUAAAGCAUAUAGCCCAGAUGCAGGGAGAGAGAGCCAGUCUCGGCUCUUUAUCAGAGUCCUUGAACUUUGAGCACGGUUCUACUACGUCAAGUAAUGCUGUGGUAGAUCAGCAGAUCCGUUGGGAGGAUAUUCGCAGUCUUGGUGAUAAUGACUUGCAGGAUUAUAUGAUUUCAUCUGCCGACACAAAUACUGCAUUUGCCAACUCAGUUUAUCAUGGGCAACAGGAUUUGCACAGAUUCAACCUUGGAGAGGCUAGCUCUAGCGGCACGGAGAAUGAAGUUGCCAGUCAGGUUGAGCAGAGACCGGAACUUGAAUGCUUCGAGGAACGAAGACAUGAGAGUAAUGAUUUGAACCCACUAUUUGUGCAAUCUUCUAGUUCUAGUCGAGGUCCUCAGAAUGUCAACCUGAAUGCAGAAUUCGUCGAACAUCCUGGGGAUAUGGCUCAGGUCAUGGGUCAUCCAAGUUUAUUCGAUACUAAUGGAGCUGGGAGCAGGUUUUUAUCACCGGGCAUGGGUUUUGAAGAGAGUAGUAGUAGAGCAGGUUCUUCCCUUGAGGGUCGUCGUGUUUCCUGCAAAAGAAAAACCCUCGAAGGCAGCAUUGGUCAGUCCUCUUCAAGCGGAUGUUUUCGCGCUUUCCAGCGUGGAGAAAGCAGUUCUUGGACCACAGCUCCGACAUUUUAUAGCCCAGGAAGUGGUUUGAACAUAUCUGGUUCUCUUGACCAACAUCCAAGAGGAUUGGUCUCUGGCAUUGUUCCGAACAUUCCUGUUCCUGCAAUUGCAGAGCGCUCCAGUAGAAGAUUGUGUAUCAGGGUUACUCCCUCGGGUCAACAAGAAAUUGUAAACCCAGCUGUCUUUUCUGCAGGAAGUGUUGUCAGGCGACCUGUUGCUCCGUCCAUGUCAAUUUCAUCAAGACUUCUGCCCGUGGAUCAACAACAUCUUUAUGGCUUGACACAUGGACAUGCUUUAGGCAGUGUGGUUUCUCAGAGCCCGAAUGCUGCUGCUCCUCGGAUGCCCCCCAAUUCAAGAAACAUGUUACCACCGUUCCGAUGGAGUGGAGGCUCUGUGCCGGGUGCAUCAUCUAGUUCGGUUGCGCCCAUUGACAGAAAUGUGAUUCAGCGAGAUGAAUCCAGGUCAAGAAGCAUAUCGAGAAAUAUUCUAGGGAAUCCCUUGUUUGUUCCAGCAACUGAGCCGAGAAAUCUGGCCCGUAGUCACGUGAAUAGAAAUGUCACUACUGGAAAUCCGAACAUUCCUGGAAACAUUGUGUCAUCUUCGUCCAGUACAGGCGCAAGUGCAGGUGGUCAACCGUUGUCUCGGUCUAAUCCCGCAUGGAAUCCUCCUUACCCAAGUAAUUCUCCACAAUAUCAAAGAAGAUUUUCUGGACUUGUCCGAAGGACGUUGCUAUCUUCCGUUGCUGGGGAUGGUUCGAGUCAGAGAGCUGGUGAUGAUCCAACACUUCGUUCUCUAGUUCCCCCUGCUUCUCCCGAUGAUCCUCUGCGCCAAUCUGGAGGUGAUAAUAGCAUUAGCCAGGCACAUAAUCGUGGAUACCCGAGACAAGGUGAUGGAGCGAUCGGGAUCCCCCAUACCUUGCGAUUCUUGGCAUCCACAAGUCGAGGAAGAAACAGAUUUAUGACUUCCGAGAUACUCAAUGCCUUGGAUAUCGUGCGUAGGGGGGAUACCUUGCGGUACGAGGAUUUUAUGCUUCUUGAUCAGUCAGUGCCUUUAAGGGCGGCCGAUAGUCAUGACCGACACAGAGACAUGAGACUUGAUGUUGACAACAUGUCGUACGAGGAGCUGUUGGCACUUGAAGAGCGGAUCGGGGAUGUUUGUACCGGCCUGAGCGAGGAAACCAUAUCAAACCGGCUGAAGCGGCAGAAGUUCAAGAGCAGCAGCAGCAGCAGCAGCAGAUUGUCUCAGGAAACAGAACCAUGUUGUGUUUGCCAGGAGGAAUACAAGGAAGGAGAAGAUGUGGGGACGCUGGAGUGUGGCCAUUGUUUCCACAGCGAAUGCAUCAAAGAAUGGCUGAAAAUGAAAAACAUCUGCCCGAUUUGCAAAACCACCGGCUUGAAGAACACAUCGGGCAAACGGACAGGAUGAUCAGAAGCCACUCAACGCAGUGGCUGCGGAUUUUCCAUUGUCAGAGCUUACCAUUCAUUUAAAAACCAGAAGAAAAUGAGGACCCUUGUCGGUGAAUUGACUGUGUUAACACCCCUUUUUUUCCCCUCUUCAAAUUCAUUCUAUUUCCAUUGCAGAGAUUCACCAGGAACACAAGAGGCAAAGUCUGUUCUGUUUUUUUUUUUGUUCUCAUUGUUUUUCGGUUUGGGUUUGAAGAUGAUUGGAUUAUGGGUUGUCGGAAAGAUUCGAUUUUGAUGGAAAGAUUGAGAGAGAUGAGGGGAAGGGAGAAUUGGGUUCUUCUUGGAUAAUUUAAUUGGAUUGGCCAUGGUAAUUUUUUUUAA